AUGGAGUUUUUUAAAACUACUUGCCCUGUCUCCAUUGGAGCAGCCGUUGGCUUGGCAUUUGCUGCAGCACUGCUAUAUGGCGUGGGGUUGGUCAUAUAUCGUCUGACUCUUCAUCCACUUGCUAGGUUCCCUGGUCCAAAGCUGGCUGCUGCGACGAAAUGGUAUGAGUUUUAUUACGAUUGCAUCAAGGCGCCAGGGGGUCAAUUUUUGUGGGAAACGUAUCGCAUGCACAAGAAAUACGGCCCCAUUGUCAGAAUCAACCCAGACGAGCUUCAGGUGGCCGAUCCAAAUUGGUAUGACACUUUGAAUGCAGCAGGAGGGGCCAUUAGGCAUAAGUAUCCGCCGGCGGCCAAUCUUGUAGGAACUCCAUUGGGAGUUUUCGGGACUAUUGAUCAUCAUGUUCACCGCGUCAGAAAGGCACCUGUGGCAUCCUACUUCGGAAGAGGAAAUGUUGUGCAGGCCCAGUCAGUCAUGCGUACAAGCGUUGAGAAGCUCAGCAGCCAGUUCCAUGAACUGUAUGUUUCGGGGAAAGCUAUAAACCUGAGGGCGACUUUGUUAGCUUUUGCAACGGAUUUGCUGGGUAUCUAUGGCUUCGGUGGCUCUUUAGGGCUUUCUGAUUCUGAAGACAAGGCAAUGGAAUUUAUGCAUACUAUGAACGCUGUCGCCGUGGUUACUCCAUUCUUCAAACAAUUUCCCGACGCACUACCGUGGCUAUUUAUGCUGAAACCGUGGAUGGUUAAAUUAAUAUACCCCUCAGUGCUCCCCAUGUUGAUGCUACAUAGACAAAUGCACGCCAGGUCAGAGGAUUCGUGGUCUCGAUGGAACAAGACAGUAAAAUCUGAGAGAAAGGACCCAGUUAAGCAGACUAGGGCGCCGGAUGUCUUUAAUGGUAUCCUCUACAGUGGCCUUCCAGAGGAUGAGAAGAGUGUUGAUCGCCUGUCUCAAGAUGGCUUCCUGGCAAUCACAGCAGGCGGUGACCCCAUAGCCCGUACGCUGGCGAUUGGGACAUAUUAUCUACUCACCAAACCAGAAGAUCUUCGAUUACUCUGCAAAGAAUUGGACACCAUUAUGCCAGAUCGCAAUAAACUGCCAGAACUUGCAGAGCUUGAAACUCUUCCAUUCCUAACUGCGGUUGUCAAAGAAACCAUGCGCAUUGUUGGCUUGGCGGCUUCCAGGCUGCCUUUAAUUAGCGACACGCCUUUACAAUAUAAGGAAUGGGUCAUCCCGGCCGGUACCCCAGUCGGUAUGAGUAUCCACCAGGUUAUGCACGACGAAAAGUACUUCCCCGAUGCAGACGUUUUCAAACCGGAGCGUUGGCUUGAGAAGCGCGAGGAUGGCGUUCAGCUAGAACGCUACUAUGUUCCCUUUGGCCGUGGUACACGAAUGUGUGUUGGGCAGCACUUCGCUCAAGCCGAGAUCUAUCUGGCCAUGGCAGCCAUAUUCCGUCGUUUCGAUUUACAGCUUUUUGAUACGACGUUUAAACGAGACGUGGAGACUGUUCGAGACUGUUUCCUUACUGAAGCUCGUUUGGAAAGUCAAGGUAUCCGGGUUAAAGUAGUCGGGGAGCGAUCUUAA
Molecule: messenger RNA, 1575 nt
Organism: Talaromyces rugulosus
Lineage: Eukaryota; Fungi; Ascomycota; Eurotiomycetes; Eurotiales; Trichocomaceae
Exons: 8
Coding region: 1-1575 (524 amino acids)
Molecular function (GO): monooxygenase activity; oxidoreductase activity, acting on paired donors, with incorporation or reduction of molecular oxygen; iron ion binding
Source: RefSeq, a predicted model, not a curated record